AUGUCCACAUUACAGAACUUACAGUCUCAGUCUCAGUCUCUCCCCCCAAUCAGCAGCCACUGCUCGUUUUCCGGCCAGCCACCGCCACCCGCCGCUCACGGCAGCGACUUCCCAAUGCUGGCCGUGGCCGUCCUCGGCAUAACCGCCACCGCCUUCCUCCUCGUCGCCUACUACAUUUUCGUCACCAACUGCUGCUUCCGGUGGCAGCCGGCCGACCCACUAAGCCGCCGCCGCCUCCCGACCCUCCGGCGAGCCCCUCCGGUCAGCCACGAACCCCUAACUUCCCCUUCCCCCUCGCGGCCCAAUCGAGGGCUCGACGAGCUCCUGAUCCGCAACAUCCCCACCGUCCGUUACACACCACACCAACAACCCGAACUAUUCACGAACUCGUCCAAAUGCGUCGUGUGCCUAAACGAGUUUCGAAAUCAAGAAACGCUCCGCGUCCUCCCUAAAUGCGGCCACGCGUUCCAUGUCGACUGCAUUGACAUAUGGCUCGUGAGCAGCUCAAGCUGCCCGCUGUGCAGGUCGGCCAUUUCUGGCCGGAACAGGUAUCAUCAGGCCCAGCCCGAGACAAUCGUGGCCCCAACUUCCUCACCGCAGGACUUCCAUCCAGAUGAUGACUUAUUGGAAAUCGUGAUAAGCAGCCCGCAAGAGGGGACGGGUGGCGGUGGGCUGCUUGGCGAGCCGGGCUCCGGGAGAUUCUUGGUGAGCUCGUCGAGCAAGCAGAGGAAACUUCUUCGUGGGGUUUCGGUUAUGGGAGAUGAAGGGAUUGAUGUGAGGGCGAAAGACGGUGUGGUGGUGGAGCCGAUCAGGCGGUCUUUCUCGAUGGAUUCUGCCACAGACCCGAGAGUCUAUUUGUCCAUUCAAGAGAUUUUACGGGAGAGCCGCGAGAUUGGUCCGGCGAGCGGGAGCAGAAGCCGGAGGUCGAUCUUUUCUUUCGGGCACGGGAGAGGAGCAAGAAGUGCUGUUCUUCCUGUUUGA
Molecule: messenger RNA, 981 nt
Organism: Striga hermonthica
Lineage: Eukaryota; Viridiplantae; Streptophyta; Magnoliopsida; Lamiales; Orobanchaceae
Source: the annotation of a GenBank genome assembly